GGUACUCAUUACUUUAAUUUCUCUCUUCAUUUAUUUAGCGAAUUGUGAAAAAACAAACAUAGAUCAUUAUGUAAAUGAAGUAGAAGAUGAGCUUCCCGGUGCUGUGAGGAAAUAUGUGUCGCGUAUAAUUUCAGACAUGGCAGAGAGAUAUGACCUACGUGUCAAAAUAUUGGAAAAGACUGUCAUAGAACUGCAGCAGACAACAAUCGCUCACAAAAGGCAAAUAAAAGAACUAAAAACAGAUAAUCGAGUCAAAACUAACAUUAUUUCAGAAUUAGAAAAAAGAAUUGAAAAUUUAGAAACUAAAGCUGACACUUUAAGGUCGGACAAUGAAACAAAUGAUAUUGAAGAUUCAGAGAAAGACAUAACAAAACAUCAGUUGAUGGAUGAACAUAGACUGAAAAACACAAUGCCGAAGCAAGGAAGAAUAAAACGUGGGUUCCAGAGUCAUAUGCGCAGAACAAAUGUAGAAACACGGGUGGCUUUCUUCGCAUCUAUGUCAUCGCACUCGCCCCAUCUAGGAAUAAACCAAGACAUUGUAUUCGACCACGCGAUAACUAACAUUGGAAAUGCUUAUAACGAACGCCACGGCACAUUCAUAGCUCCAGUGGCAGGGACCUAUGUGUUCAGCGUCACUCUAACUCACUAUAAAAGCGGCUCUCUGUCUGGUGAUGCGAACGGAAAAGUUGUAGUCAAUGGCAUAACAAUUGCAUUAUUAUACAUGACUGAACAGCAGUCUUCUCAGAUGAUUAUUGUGGACCUAAAGGGCGGAGACGACGUGUCGGUGGAAAACAGAGAUCUUGAUGACGGGUAUAUGGUUCGGCCUACAGCACAUUCAGUGGGUUUCUGUUGUAUGAAGAUGAAAAUGUUGGUUCAAUUGUUGGUUAGAUAAAAAUGAAAUAUAUAUUCUGUAUUAAUCUGACGCUGCUAAUUCGUGCUAAGCCAUAUACAUUUAUAAUAUCAUUGUAUUUUAGUUACUAGUAAUCAGUAUUCAGGAAAACGUAACACUUCAACGGCUUUGUUGUCUUAUGAGAAAUCUGUUCAGUUAUAAAUUGGCUUCAUAAUAUUUGUCCCAAAACUGUUAUCAGGAAAGAUAAUAUUUAUCAUGUUUAUUCUGCAGACUGUCAACCUGCCUGUUUUUGAGAGCUGUUCUAUCAGAAAUGCUGCUCAGAUAAAGGAAACACUGUAUCAAACCAACUUUAUAGUUUGUAUAGUAACGGCCACUUAACCCUAAGCCUGAUAAAUUUCUAAUACGGACUGGUCGAUCAUUCAAUUUGGGCAGGACUACAUAUUA
This is a messenger RNA of Mercenaria mercenaria, 1294 nucleotides long. RefSeq lists its product as uncharacterized. Gene Ontology annotation, molecular function: protein binding. Lineage: Eukaryota; Metazoa; Mollusca; Bivalvia; Venerida; Veneridae. The transcript has 2 exons. The record is from RefSeq and is a predicted model, not a curated record. The coding region runs from base 137 to 892 and encodes 251 amino acids.